UUUUGUCCGCCUUUCAUCUUUAAGGAAUAUAGAAGAUUGUUCAAGUACGAAUUUUCCAGAAUUUAUUUUCAUUUAUAAAUUCAAAUUAUUCUUCCCUUUCCUUGAAAAGAAUAAAAUUUGAAAAAACACCGAUCAUUCAACCUUUUUUUCUUGAAGUUCAUUGAAGUAUAGUUAGGAAAAAUGUUGAUAUCAAAGCUUAUUCUAACGUGGUGUUAUCUAACCACGUCGGCUCUAGCCUUGCCUAUAUCUCCUGGUGGAGAUAACAAGGAUGAUGAUACCAGUGUAUCUUCUACCCCUUUUGGCAAUGGUAAUCCAGAGGACAAUGGUCAUGGUAACGAAGAUUCUGCUUCUACCUCACCCAUUGUUGUUUCUGUCGAAUCAUCCGACGUUGUUCCAACAUCAUUUCCCACCUCCUCCACCGAAAUUGUGCCAACUCAGGCUACUUCCUCCACUGAAGUUGUUCUUUCAUCUGUUGCAUCUUCUUCUGAUGUUCCAAUCUUUACCCCAUCAGAAGUUGCUCUUUCUUCAACAGAACCCUCUGCUGAUGUUGCUGCAUCUUCCAUUGUUGUUGCCUCUAGUGCUCCUACCACUUCCUCAACUAGUGAAAGUCAAGCUGUCAUCUCUUCUGAAGUUGUUCCCGCUCCAGUUGAAUCUUCCUCGGAAGUUACAGCUGCCCCCUCUUCUGAAGUAGCUCCCCCUCCAGCUGACUCGACUUCAAUUAUCAUUCCUACAUCAUCUGCAGCUCCACCUAUUCCUGAUACUUCAUCUUCGGAUACAAUCAUUGUGGUUUCAUCAUCUGCAGCUCCACCUAUAGUUGAUACUUCAUCUGCAGCUCCACCUAUUCCUGAUACUUCCUCUGCAGCUCCACCUAUAGCUGAUACUUCAUCUUCGGAUACAAUCAUUGUUGUUUCAUCAUCUGCAGCUUCACCUAUAGCUGAUACUUCAUCUGCAGCUCCAUCUAUUCUUGAUACUUCAUCUGCAGCUCCACUUGUGGUUGCCACAUCCGUUGCUGAUACAUUGUCUAUAGAUACCCUUGAUACAUAUGUAGCAGCUAUCACUUCAUCCUCCACAUAUCUUGCCGUUCAACCAUUAGCUGCACAGUAG
Molecule: messenger RNA, 1104 nt
Organism: Spathaspora passalidarum NRRL Y-27907
Lineage: Eukaryota; Fungi; Ascomycota; Pichiomycetes; Serinales; Debaryomycetaceae
Exons: 2
Coding region: 181-1104 (307 amino acids)
Source: RefSeq, a predicted model, not a curated record